Molecule: messenger RNA, 554 nt
Organism: Ruditapes philippinarum (Manila clam)
Lineage: Eukaryota; Metazoa; Mollusca; Bivalvia; Venerida; Veneridae
Exons: 2
Coding region: 12-554 (180 amino acids)
Source: RefSeq, a predicted model, not a curated record
GUGGGCCGAGAAUGAUGUCACCCCAGGAUAUGAACCCAGGUUUUAGAGCACCGGGAUUCCCAAUGCCUUUACAAAUGAUGGAGAUGAAUAUGCCAAUGCAAGGAUUUCCAGGUUCACAGGGUUUUCAAGGUUUCACUGGUCCGCAAAUGCACCAGGUUUUUCAGAAUCAAAGUCCGGACAUGUCACCAAGAUCUAGUCAGUCCAGUACAGCUGGCCUGUCACCUCGUUCUAAUAGUUCUGGGUUUGAUCCUCAAAUGGCUGCCAACCAGAAAGAAGAAUAUACAACUCCUAAUCAGCCUAUGACACUGCCUAAGAUCAAUAGUUCUCUGAAUCCUAAUGCACCAGAUUUUACUUCAAGAUCAAUACCUGGUGGGAACCCAUUUCAAGUUCCUGGUGGCCCUCCAAACUUUCAAGGUGCAGGAUUUUCCGUUCCUCCUAUGUACCAGCAUGAAUUGGCAAAACAACUCCUGUCCGUUUUUAACAACCUAGGACCUAGUCAGGGUAACCCUUUAAGAGCCCAUCCUAGCCGGCCUGAAAAUUACCUAUUGGGAUGA